Messenger RNA from Salvia splendens (bonfire salvia), 1154 nucleotides. RefSeq names its product 18S rRNA (guanine-N(7))-methyltransferase RID2-like. The record is from RefSeq and is a predicted model, not a curated record. Gene Ontology annotation, cellular component: nucleolus. Gene Ontology annotation, biological process: rRNA (guanine-N7)-methylation. Bases 295 to 921 code for a protein of 208 amino acids. Gene Ontology annotation, molecular function: rRNA (guanine) methyltransferase activity. The transcript has 9 exons. Lineage: Eukaryota; Viridiplantae; Streptophyta; Magnoliopsida; Lamiales; Lamiaceae.
GUUUAGAGCAUCACAAAUAGGCUUCGUUUUUGGGAGAAAAAAAGGACAUCGCGACCGGAGCUUCAGGCGCCGCCGGAGAUAUUCUAUAACGACGACGAAGCUCGUAAAUACAGCUCCUCGUCUCGCAUCAUCGAUAUUCAGGCCAAACUUACUGAGAGAGCACUGGAGCUUCUUGCUCUGCCUCAGGAUGACGUUCCAAGACUGCUGCUUGAUAUCGGUUGUGGAUCUGGACUUAGUGGGGAGACAUUGACUGAGAACGGGCACCACUGGAUUGGUCUAGAUAUAUCUGGCUCAAUGCUAAAUGUUGCAUUGGAGCGUGAAGCUGAGGGUGACCUUAUACUUGGUGACAUGGGUCAGGGCUUAGGGGUUCGCCCAGGAGUUAUUGAUGGUGCAAUAAGUAUCUCAGCUGUGCAGUGGUUAUGCAAUGCUGAUAGAUCUUCCCAUGAGCCAUGCCUGAGACUGAAAGCCUUCUUUGGAUCACUAUACCGAUGCUUGGCACGGGGAGCUAGAGCAGUCUUACAAGUAUACCCUGAAAAUUUGGCACAACGUGAGCUGAUCCUGGGAUCUGCUAUGCGAGCUGGGUUCUCUGAGGGUGUAGUUGUUGAUUUCCCACAUAGCACCAAGAUGAGAAAAGAAUUCCUCGUUCUCACGUGUGGUCAAGCAUCGUUGAGCAGUGCCACUCCACAGGCAAGAGGUGAAGAUGGAGAGGGUUGUUCUGAGGAUGAAGAUUUCAGUGGAGAUGAAGAAAAUCAGUCAGUUUCUGUAUCAGACAGGCACAUGCCAAGGAAGAAGCAUAAAUUAAACAAGAAGGUGAAGGGAAGAGAGUGGGUUAUGGAAAAGAAGGAAAAAAUGCGAAGAAAGGGAAAUGUUGUUCCAGCUGAUUCAAAGUACACUGCCCGGAAAAGAAAAACCCGGUUUUGAUAAUCUUUAUUAUUGCUUUCUGAAAAAAAAGAAAGGGUGAUUGUUGUUGUCGGAGGCACAAAGAUUUUGGUUAGGGGAGGCAAAUUAGUUGCUGUUGGUAUAUGUGUUCCAGUUGAAGUUAUCAGGUGAUAUCGUAUUUGUAUGUUUGGGUGAAUGCAAGUAAGUUGGUGAUGCCAAGCCUGCAUUUUAUUGUAUUCUAUAGUAUUUAACAAAUAAAGAAAAUUAAAAGGUAA